Messenger RNA from Aegilops tauschii subsp. strangulata, 2344 nucleotides. RefSeq names its product zingipain-2. Gene Ontology annotation, biological process: proteolysis. NCBI's taxonomy places the organism in Eukaryota, Viridiplantae, Streptophyta, Magnoliopsida, Poales, Poaceae. The record is from RefSeq and is a predicted model, not a curated record. Gene Ontology annotation, molecular function: cysteine-type peptidase activity.
AGAUCUAAAGCAAUCAUGACGUCGGUAUGAACAUAAAUCGCCCAACUUAAAUGAGAUUCGCCCUGACGGAGCUUUGAGUUAACUCUUUCCUGAUGAACUCCGGCGAGCUCUUUUGCAUGAAGCCGACGUGGCCGUGAGGAUGUCCGUGAGCCGUGCAUCUUCCUCUCGGAAUUCCUCUCCUCCUCUGGAAAGUCCUGCCCAACUCCACAUAGCUUCCUCCGGUGAGCUCUUGCUCAGCCACGGCCGAGGCGACCGGGAUGAAAGUCCCAAGGCAUAUGCUUGACGUUCAUGUGACAUGGAGAAUGAGAGGCUGUGCCGGACUAUGUAUGUUGGUUGUCCUCUGCACCUCUUUCUUCUAGUGAAUCCCCGGCGAGUCCUGUUCAUGCCCGGCGAGGUGGCUGAGAUGGUGUCCGAGGCAUAGGCCCGUGCAUGUGCCUCUGGGGCUACGGCGCGCAAGUCACGAGGCUGAAUCCUCAAGUGUUCAAUGGGACGAACCAGAGUUUAUGGAGACGGGAGAGGAGGCACAGUGGUCCAAGUCAAUAAUCAACCGUUGCCACGGCAACUCACGGCUUGAAGAGGCUCGACAGAUGCAUGAUUAGUUCUUGUUCCAAGAUAUUUGCCUUGUCAAGCCAAUUCAGGGAUGUAAGUCUGUUGGCAAAGACGCUCCUUCUGGAAGCCUGCCCGAUGAACAACUUGAGGCUGAGUGCAGAGAGGUGCUGCGUGUCUCUUAUCUGAUUCCAGGCCACCCGGUGCCUGACCAUGGAUUGAUUGAAACACGCGUGGGUGAUGUCACGAUGUGCAUACUGAGUUUUGCAGUUUGCGAUUUUAAGAGGUGUGCUAGAGAUGCUCUAACGGGCCCUAUAGACAGACUAUCCACUUUGAAAACUCGGCCCACCGAAACACUUAAGCCAGCCCAGGUGGAUAUAACCACUCUCGCUGUGGUACUCAACUCCAUUCUGGGUCCUCGCCACAUUUUCCGCAUCAUAACCCUAGGCGGCUGGCGGCUGGCGACUGGUGACUGGGCACAAUCGAAGGAGCGGCUGGAAGUGGCUAAUUGAAGAUGGCAAAUGUUCUGCUAUCUGGUCUCCGUGGAGCAAAACAGCUGGGGCAGAACUUCAGAUCUGCAUGCAGGUCUCUUUCAUCAGGACAAUUGGUCGAGCCCGGCUAUGUCUUCGGUCGUAAAUGUUUUGGGCCAGAUUACGGGGUUACCACCUCUGUUGGUCAAUAUGGACUGCCCAAGUCUGUGGACUGGAGAAAAGUCCCAUGGCUUAAAAUCCCAGUGAAAGAUCAGCGUGGCUGUGGUAACUGCUAUAUUCAGGCAUCUCUUGUUGGUAUUGGGAGUCUUCAUUCCAUCAUAACUGGAAUAAACGUCGAACUUUCUAGCCAGCAUGUUCUUGAUGCGAAUACUAUAACUAAUUCUGGAUGCAUGGGAGGCACAAUACCAAAGGUCUUCGACUUUGUCAUGAGGGGUGGAGUAGUCCUAGAAUCUGCUUAUCCAUAUACUGGGAAGAGGGGCUUUUGCCAGGAUAUUAAGGCUAAAGGUCUUACUAUUGAGGGUUGGGCACAAGUCGCUCCAGCAGAAGAAGCUCUCAUGUAUGCUGUGGCCCAUCAGCCAGUUGCCGUUGGAGUAGCUGCUGGGAUAGAGUUUGAAAAUUAUCAAUAUGGCGUUAUGAAUGUCCCAGUAGACCAUGGAAUUUUAAAUCAUGCAAUGUUAUUGAUUGGAUAUAAUGCCACUUCUUGGCUACUUCUGAAUUCAUGGAGUGAGGCAUGGGGCAUUAAAGGUGCUUGUCGGAUCCUGAGGAAAUCGCCAAAUUCUGAUGGAUCUAUUGGAAUUUUAUCUAGGGCCUAUCUUCCCCUAAAUCCAUCUUUCACAACUGUCAGAACGAGAACAGAAAGUUGCCCUUGUUAUUGGUCCAGGACGGUGAGAAAUCUCCUUGAACGAAUGGUGCCAAGACAGAUAACAGAGCACUUUUUGCCGAAGUUUAUGGCCGUGGAUAAGUGCUGGAUUACUGUUAGUUACCUUUAUGCAUGAUUGUGGAUUGGACCACUAGUAUUUCAUACGAUGUGCUAGGAGCUCUCGUAAUUCGACAUUUGUUUCAAGUUGGAGUCUGGUUUGGCCUGUGUUGGCACAUUUUGGCAAAGUUGGACUUUGGUUUGGCCUAUGUAGACUGAGUUUUUGCUGCUUGGUAUGUGGUGCAGUGUAUGAUCCUUCGUGAUCAGGUUGUAAUAUUCUGGGAGUCGAUCCUUGCUAGUAGUUUGUUUAUGAUCUGGACCAUGUGGUUUCUAUAAUGGAAUUCUAAAGGCUUCUCUUUCAUUAAAGUAAAAAGAAAUGUGGUUUCUAUAA